Entamoeba histolytica HM-1:IMSS is the source of this 1482-nucleotide messenger RNA. RefSeq names its product phenylalanyl-tRNA synthetase alpha subunit, putative. Gene Ontology annotation, biological process: phenylalanyl-tRNA aminoacylation. Bases 1 to 1482 code for a protein of 493 amino acids. The transcript has a single exon. Lineage: Eukaryota; Evosea; Mastigamoebida; Endamoebidae. Gene Ontology annotation, molecular function: ATP binding; tRNA binding; phenylalanine-tRNA ligase activity. Gene Ontology annotation, cellular component: cytoplasm; cytosol; phenylalanine-tRNA ligase complex. The record is from RefSeq and is a predicted model, not a curated record.
AUGUCAGCAAAAGAUCUCAUCCUUUCUAGUCUUGAAAAAGAACCACAAAUUGAAUCAGCUUAUGAGUUUGCUGAAAAAAAUAAACUUGCAUAUGACAACAGUUUUAUUGGUGCAAUUAGAUCACUUGAUGCUGCUGGUAUUAUUAUUUCAGAGAUGAAGAAAGUAACUAAACAAACUGUUUCAGCAAAUGCUGAAGAUGUAUUAAAGAAUGGGUCAGAAGAAUUUAGAUUAUUUAAUUUAAUUAAAAAAGAAGGAACACCUAAAGCUGAAGUUGAACAUUUACCAUUUUACAGAACUGGAUUUGCUGAGGCAAUGAAAUUAAAAUUAAUAAAGAUUAAUGGACCUAAUUUAAUUAGGAUUGUUGAUACUUUUGAAGAUUCAAUUCAAAAAUCACUUAAAGAAGUUCUUGGUGGAAGAGUUGCUACAAAGAAUGAAGAGGUUAUUUUCAAAAGAAGAAAGUUUUUAAGACAAGAGACUAUUACUGAUUAUGUAUUAAAACAAGGACCUUCUUUUAAUAAAAGAUCUAAACCAGUUGCUAAUUUAACUGCAGAAAUGUUAUUAAAUGGAAGUUGGAAAGAUGCAAAUUGGAAGGAAUAUAAUUUUAAUGCACUUGGAGUAUAUCCAAAAGGAGGUUCAAGACAUCAGUUAUCAAAAGUUAGAAUGAAUUUCAAAAAUAUAUUCUUAGAAAUGGGUUUUGAAGAAAUGAAAACUGAUAUGUAUGUUGAAAGUUCAUUUUGGAAUUUUGAUUCUUUAUAUCAACCACAACAACAUCCAGCACGUGAUGCCCAAGACACAUUCUUCUUAAGUGAACCAGCAACAACAUCAUCAGCUGAUAUGAAUCCUGAUUAUGUUGCAAAAGUUAAGAAGGUUCAUACAACUGGUGAUUUUGGAUCAAUUGGAUGGAGAUCUGAUUGGAAAGUUGAAGAAGCUCAAAAAACUAUUUUAAGAACACACACAACAGCUGUUAGCAGCAGAACACUUGCUAAAUUAGCUGCUGAUGCUAUUGCUAAAGGAGAACCAUUCAAACCAAUAAAAUGUUUUUCUAUUGAUAGAGUUUUCAGAAAUGAAACUGUAGAUCAAACUCACUUGGCUGAAUUCCAUCAAAUUGAAGGAUUUAUUGCUGAUAGAAAUAUUGGAUUACCUCAAUUAAUUGCUGUUAUUAGAGAAUUCUUCACUAAGAUGGGAUUGCCUGAUGUUAGAUUUAAACCAGCAUACAAUCCAUAUACUGAACCAUCAAUGGAAAUAUUUGCUUAUCAUCCUGGAUUAGGAAAAUUUGUUGAAGUUGGUAAUUCAGGUGUGUUUAGACCAGAAAUGUUAAGAACAAUGGGAGUACCAGAAGAUAUUACUGUUAUCGCUUGGGGAUUUGGUUUAGAAAGACCAACUAUGAUUUCUUAUGGUAUUAAAUCUAUCAGAUCAAUUUUCGGUCCAAAAACCGAUUUAGACUUCAUUAAGAAUAGUGAAAUUUGCACUUAUGGUAUCUAA